AGCCGGCGUCCCUCCUAGGCGCGCCGUGCAUUGUGGGUUGAGAACAAGCGAAGCCGAUUUGGCGUUCCUGGCGAUGAAGCGACUGCCAGGCUAGGAGACGGCGCGGAGAUAUUUGAAUUAGCUUUAGCAGAAGAGAGAUGGAGGAGCCAUAGAAUAUUAAGGAUGAAUUCAGGAAGGCCUGAGACCAUGGAAAACUUGCCUGCACUCUAUACUAUUUUUCAAGGAGAGGUUGCUAUGGUGACAGACUAUGGAGCCUUUAUCAAAAUCCCAGGCUGUCGGAAGCAAGGUCUGGUCCAUCGAACUCACAUGUCAUCCUGUCGAGUGGACAAGCCUUCUGAAAUAGUAGAUGUUGGAGACAAAGUGUGGGUGAAGCUUAUUGGCCGAGAGAUGAAAAAUGAUAGAAUAAAAGUGUCCCUCUCCAUGAAAGUUGUCAACCAAGGAACUGGGAAAGACCUCGAUCCCAACAACGUUAUCAUUGAGCAAGAAGAGAGGCGGAGGCGCUCCUUCCAGGAUUACACUGGGCAGAAGAUCACCCUUGAGGCUGUCCUGAACACUGUCUGCAAGAAGUGUGGCUGCAAAGGCCACUUUGCAAAAGACUGUUUCAUGCAGCCAGGUGGAACCAAGUAUUCUCUGAUCCCUGAGGAGGAAGAGGAAAAAGAAGAGACAAAGGAAGAAGGAAUUGAGAAGCCUGAUCCCACAAAGACUUCUUCCAGAAAAAGAAAAAAGGAAAAGAAGAAAAAGAAACACAGAGACAGGAAGUCGUCUGACUGUGACAGCUCUGACUCUGAGAGUGAUAUGGGCAAGAAGGCAAGGCAUGCAUCAAAGGACAGCAAGGCUACAAAGAAGAAAAAGAAGAAGAAGAAACACAAGAAGCAUAAAGAAUGAGGGUGGGAUGGGCUGUGGCAGCCCUGGCUCCUGGAAAGACUCAUUAGUGAGAAUAUGGUCUCCCACCCCACUGACUUUGUCCCUGUGGGCUCAGAUGGCUUCUCUUCGUGUAGCAAGCAGCUUGAGAAGCUAGAGGGCAGCUCCCAAAAUGUUUUUUUCCUUAUUGCUUCUGAUCCCUUUGCAAGUGACCCCCACAGCCAUUGCAUUCAUGUACACAAUUUCCUUAUUCAGCAGAAGGUUCUAGUACCAUCCCCGGCUGCUACUGCCAGAGCUGGAUCCCUUUGCAGGAGUCCAGGCUAGAGCCACAGGUGCUACUGUGGAGGUGAGCCUGGCUGUGGUGGGAGAGCAAAGUGAGCAGCCUCCGCCUGCCUGCUGUCUAGGCCCAGUUAUGGAUAGACUGCAGCCUCUAUUGGAGGCAGGAGGGAGAAGUAUUGUUCAUUCCCUCAACCCGGGCCUGUGCUUCAAGUGUGCGGAGAACAGUCUUUGCAGUGACUGCUGAACCAGACAUCCGAAGCCAAGGUCAUUGCUCUGCCUUCUGUAUCACUAUGUGAGUGACUGGUUCCAUUGCAGGUCUCUGCUUAAAUUCCUGGCAUAAAUGGAGAUGUGUUUGGUUUUAAACUUUCUGGAAGGCCUUGUUCCUAUAAUCCUUCCUGGUAACUUACAGACUUAGCACAGUAGUUGACAGAAAACAUUUUAUAUGCUAUCCGAGACUCUGGAAAGAGGCCAAGCUGAGGCACAAAGCCAAGGUCACUAGCAAGUCACAGCUUUCUUGAGAUCACUCAAAAAGCCCUCUCUUCCAUAGUGAAGACCUCUUCCCCUGGGCUGAUUAGAAAAUCCAGUAAGACUAUAACCUUGGGGGCUCUCUGGGGCACGAAUGGGAACUUGGCAGUCACCUCCCACCACAGUGGUCCCUGGACCCUGUCCUGAGCCUAUAUUCCAGAAGGAGGGUGACCACAGCAACCAUAGAGCCAAUCCAGGAGUAUUCUGUGCAGAGUGGGUGUGAAGUAGUCAUUCAGGGACACCUAGCUCAUCUGACCAUGGCAGGCCAGGGUAAAGACAUAGCAUGGUGGCAGCAGAGACUGUCCACCUGGGCUCCUUACCAGAUGCUGCUUCCCAGGUGGCCUAUAGGCUGUUGUCACUUGGGCCUAGGACGUACAGGAAAGGAGGCGCAAAGGCAAAAGCAACUGGGUGGCCUUGACUCUGUUUUAUUGACCUCAGAGCAUCCUGUGGAUACAGUUUUAAAAAAUAAAACCACAUACACAAUGGGAA
Messenger RNA from Onychomys torridus (southern grasshopper mouse), 2154 nucleotides. It is a transcript of the gene Zcchc17, whose product is annotated as zinc finger CCHC-type containing 17. The record is from RefSeq and is a predicted model, not a curated record. Gene Ontology annotation, molecular function: zinc ion binding; RNA binding. NCBI's taxonomy places the organism in Eukaryota, Metazoa, Chordata, Mammalia, Rodentia, Cricetidae. The transcript is spliced from 8 exons. Gene Ontology annotation, biological process: RNA stabilization. The coding region runs from base 163 to 885 and encodes 240 amino acids.